Messenger RNA from Hyla sarda, 1049 nucleotides. RefSeq names its product snail family transcriptional repressor 3 (gene SNAI3). The record is from RefSeq and is a predicted model, not a curated record. Gene Ontology annotation, molecular function: DNA-binding transcription factor activity, RNA polymerase II-specific; RNA polymerase II cis-regulatory region sequence-specific DNA binding. Lineage: Eukaryota; Metazoa; Chordata; Amphibia; Anura; Hylidae. Gene Ontology annotation, biological process: regulation of DNA-templated transcription. The transcript has 3 exons. The coding region runs from base 29 to 829 and encodes 266 amino acids.
ACAGAAAGACUGGGGAAAGUGGCAGAGGAUGCCCAGGUCUUUCCUGGUAAAGAAGCCCUGCAGCCACAGGAUUCCUAAUUAUGGACAACUGCUGGAGGCGCAAGCAGGAAUGGUGCUGUCUCUAUUUCAAAACGAGGACUCCUCUAUUCCACGACAAGAUAUUACAGACAAGUGGCAAACACAAGCUACAUCUCAGAUCCAAGGGGAAACAGUAAUUAUGGAUCACUUUAGUAAAACAAUACUUAACCCACAGGAAAUUAGUGACGAUUUGUUAAUAUCGCCAAAUGGAUUACCUCUCAAAGACAAAAUGAACAAUCUAAACAUGUCUCUCAGGAACAGAACACUGGAGGAAGGAUGCUCCCAGCCUGCGAACAAGGUCACAUGCAACUCCAAUGCUCAAGGAAUAUUAUCGUAUGUUCCUGAUUCUGUAGGACGCUUAGACUUUCCAAAACCAGACGGACUAUUCACUAGUAACAAAAUACGGAACUGUCGGUAUUUUAGUUGUCCACAUUGUUCUAAAGCAUACAGCAGCUUGGGUGCCCUAAAGAUGCACAUCCGUACUCAUACAUUGCCGUGUGCAUGCCGGAUAUGUGGCAAGGCUUUCUCUAGACCUUGGCUUCUACAAGGACACAUUCGAACACAUACAGGUGAGAAACCAUUUUCAUGCUAUCACUGUGGCCGUGGCUUUGCAGACCGUUCUAACCUGCGGGCUCACCUGCAGACACAUUCAAAAGUGAAGAGAUAUAGAUGUCCAGGUUGUGGCAAAACAUUCUCUCGCAUCUCCCUGCUCACUAAGCACCGAGAUGGCUGCUGCUGCCCCUUGUCCUGAUGAUUACUAUCCUACUGCCAUAGAAGAAGAAGCCAACUCAAUCAUCUCAUCACAACAAGACACUUUUCUACUGUAAGACAUUCUGUAGAACUGAAAGACUUCUUCUGGAGUAAUGUGAAGUGACUCACUGCCUGGUCUUUUGGACUUUAACAGGGACAAAUGGUUGGAGCUAUUUUCCUGCUACCAUAACUCGGCCUUAAUUUGGAGUAUAUUGCACAUA